Sus scrofa (pig) is the source of this 1205-nucleotide messenger RNA. RefSeq names its product HD domain containing 3 (gene HDDC3). The record is from RefSeq and is marked validated. Gene Ontology annotation, molecular function: guanosine-3',5'-bis(diphosphate) 3'-diphosphatase activity. NCBI's taxonomy places the organism in Eukaryota, Metazoa, Chordata, Mammalia, Artiodactyla, Suidae.
GAAGUCCCCCGCGCGAUGGGUUCCGAGGUGGCCCAGCUGCUGGAGGCUGCCGACUUCGCGGCUCGCAAGCACCAGCGACAGCGGCGGAAGGACCCCGAAGGAACCCCUUACAUCAACCACCCUAUCGGUGUGGCUCGGAUCCUGACCCGUGAGGCGGGAAUCACUGACAUUGUGGUGUUACAGGCAGCCCUGCUCCAUGACACGGUGGAGGACACAGACACCACCCUGGAUGAGGUGGAGCUGCACUUUGGGGUACAAGUGCGGCGUCUGGUGGAGGAGGUAACAGAUGACAAGACUCUGCCCAAGCUGGAGAGAAAGCAGUUGCAGGUGGAGCAGGCACCCCACAGCAGCCCAGGGGCUAAACUGGUGAAGCUGGCAGACAAGCUGUACAAUCUGAGGGACCUGAAUCGCUGCACCCCAGAGGGAUGGUCUGAGCGUCGAGUCCAGGAAUACUUUGAGUGGGCAGCACAGGUGGUGAAGGGGCUUCAGGGGACAAACCAACAGCUGGAAGAGGCUCUAAAGCAGCUGUUUAAGGAGCGGGGACUGACAGUCUGAGCAGUACUAGGAGCCAUCCGAUGGUACAGACUCCAUCCCUUUGCCCAGGCCAGAGAAGAGUCAUGGUCCAGCCUUUCAGUGCCUCCUGAGCUCCCUCCUGGCUUUGCUCAGCCCAGAUAUUAGAUCAUAAAAUACUUGUCUUUUCUCACUCUGAAGAUGUCCUGCCAAUGAAACUGAGCCCAGGUUGAAGGAUGAUGCACCCUGUCCUUUUUUUUUUUUUUUUUUUUUUUUGCUUUUGCUUUUUAGGGCUGCAUGUUUAGCACAUGUAAGUUCUCAGGCUAGUGGUGGAAUUGGAGCUGUAGCUGCCAGCCUACUCCACAGCCACAGCAACAUGGGAUCUGAGCCUCAUCUGCAACCUACACCACAGCUCACAGCAAUGGGGGAUCCUUAACCCACUGAGCAAGGCCAGGGUAUUGAACCCACAACCUCAUGGUUACUAGUCAUAUAUGAACCUGCAUCCUCCUAAAUACUAGUCGGAGCCACAACAGAAAGUCCCACCCUGUCCAUUCCUAAUGCCGUCAAUGUCCUCCUGGCCUUGGGUCUGUUUCUUGUUUUGCCUGAUGGGCUAUCAGGCCCCUCAGGGACUUGGGCUUAUAUAUAUAUAAAUGUUAGUUGGAAAGUCAUUAUGCAAAAUAAAGCCUUUAGAUAAA